This is a messenger RNA of Gadus chalcogrammus (walleye pollock), 4898 nucleotides long. It is a transcript of the gene errfi1a, whose product is annotated as ERBB receptor feedback inhibitor 1a. The transcript has 4 exons. Gene Ontology annotation, cellular component: extrinsic component of cytoplasmic side of plasma membrane. Lineage: Eukaryota; Metazoa; Chordata; Actinopteri; Gadiformes; Gadidae. Gene Ontology annotation, biological process: regulation of keratinocyte differentiation; negative regulation of epidermal growth factor receptor signaling pathway. The coding region runs from base 273 to 1469 and encodes 398 amino acids. The record is from RefSeq and is a predicted model, not a curated record.
AAAACAUCAUUGCUCACAACAACACUAGUAGACCAUCGAGUAGAAUCACUCAUUAGUAACAGUAUAACUACGGUGCUGCUGUGCUGUGCCUGAAGCAUAGGAAACACAGGCACUCUUCAUUGUAACAAAGAUCGCACAAACCAAGGAGUUAUUUAUUAUUUUUUGUCUAAUGCAAAGAGGACUUUAGGGGUCUGGAAGCCAGUGAACACGGCGAGAUUAUUUUGGUUCAUUGGAAUUAACAGCAGCAAGGAUUCAAGUCUUUCCUGGCUUUGAUGCGACCCGACUUUGUCUGGAGCAUGUCCACAGCAGGCCUGACUGCUCAGGAGAUCUGUCUGCCCACAGAAAGCCCCUUCCUGCGGGCCAGCUACUGUCACAGCAUGGCUCGAUCCAAACCCUCAUGGAGCAAUCCUCAUGAACGAGAGAAGCUGUUGUACUUCAGUAUGGAAUCUCAACAUAUAGACCCAAGCUUCCCAUCCUAUCAACCACUACCCCCUACACUCAGUGUUGAGAAGAAGAAACACAGCCAGAAGAAGUCCCCGCCCGCCCUUCCCUUCCUGACACUCAGCCCGGAACCGUGGACUCCCAGCCCGGACGACGACCAGGUGGUCCCGUCCUUCCAGAGGCUGUCAAUUCACGAGCGGAGCAGCCCUCCCCAGACGCCCGGCAGAUGUUCCAAACCCCUGCCCCCCCUCCCCACGCGGCCGGACCACUGCCCCGAGCAGGAUAUGGACCGAGAGGUGGAGGAGUUGUUCCUCGGCACGGAGGACAGCCGCUGCCUGGUGCCCGACCUGUGCUCCAAGCCUUCCCCUUUCCGCUACGGGGCCCCCUUCCGAAGGAGCUUCCGGGACUGCGGGAAGAUCAACCAGGCCUACUUUGAAGGCCCCACGGUGCAGCCCAGGCCGCCUCAGCCCCAUCCGCUCCCCGGGAGGGAAUCGAACAGGGAAUCUGUGGAGAAGCAUCCCCCGGAGCCGCCCGAGCCCCCCUCGGCGGGGGGCCGGGACAGGGCUCUGAGGAAGCUGCGGCGGUCCCAGUCGGGCCCCGCCGGCUCCAAGCCCUCGUUGCUCCGCUCGUCCUGCCGCUCCCGCCGGCCCCCCGCCAUGGAUAGAGCGACCGCCCCUCCCCCGGUGCCCCCGCGGCCCAGCAAGACGGUGGAUUACCGCCGCUGGUCGGCGGGGGACCCGCACGGCGCCUACAGCGACGAGGACAAACCCCCCAAGCUGCCCCCCCGGGAGCCUCUGCCGGUGGGCUGCUCCCGCACCCCCAGCCCCAAGAGCCUCCCCACGUACUUCAACGGGGUGAUGCCCCCCACCCAAAGCUUCGCCCCGGACCCCAAGUAUGUGAGCCUGCAGAGACAGAACAGCGAGGGCUCGCCCUGCAUACUGCCCGUGAUCGAGAACGGCAGGCAGGCCAGCUCCACACACUACUUUCUGAUGCCGCUGGGUCGAGGCGGGAGAGGGGACUCUACUUGACUCUAUAGGGGACCACCACGGGGGUGUUGGGGAAACAACGACAUGGAAACGGUGAUAUCGGACACUUCCGUCCCUCAAACUGCUGCUUACCCCUCUUUUGUUUUGUUUUGUCGAUGAGUUUUACUUUUAUUUUUUUGACCCCUCUGUAUUCUGAAGACACAGGGUAUGUGUGCACUGCAUUCAGUUACUGGAAGCGUCGAACGGCGUUUGUGACGAGAGACGAUUUACCGAGGACAAACGACGACAGCUACAACAACCACGACAACACGCGCGUCUCGGGUUAGAGGUCGUAGGUGAACCGUGGCACGGAUUAUUUUUUUAUAUGAAUAUUAUUUCACCGUAUUCAACGGUGUGCUAUUCUUUGGCUCAUUCUGUGGUGCAGUUGAAAGGGUACAAGCGGGACUUGCGCCUUGCGUUCUCAGUGUUUUGUGCCUGGCGGGGUGGAGAGCAGGUGGGCGACACUCGUUCAGUUUAGUGUGAACCGAUUUUUUUUUUACAUUGCUUUUGAAUCUCACACGGGACAAAAGGUCAGUAGCGAAAACCAUGUAUCACUUAACGUAUCUAUGAAGCUUACAUUACCAUUUUUAUGUCUAUAUGAAGGAUGCAUCGACGAAAAACAAUCCCACUCUUAUGUUCUGUAUACAUACAUGUGUUCCCCUGCAUGUCUCCACUACAACCGGUAUGUAGUUCCCCUGCCUCGGAGUGUCUCUCCCCCCCGUCUCGGUUUGUUAUUGGCCUGCCCCGCACAGUACAUUUUGUGUGGAUGGACAUCAUAUGUGUAGCUAUGCAUUGUUCCAGAAGAAUGUCUUUCAUUAGUGAACGUGUUGUUGUAUGUGUAUGUGUUUGCGUAUGUGUGUGUGUGUAGUGUAGGACCAGUGCUUCUGGUAAUUUUUUGUUUAUAUAUAUCUAUAUAUAUAUAUAUAUCUAUAUAUAUAUAGAUAUAUAUAGAUGUAUAUAGAUUGACUUUCUACAUUUUGUAGAAAAAUAGUUAACAAUAUUUGUUACCGUGCUCUGCCUGUUUUGCAUCACCUGCUCUUUAAGUACAACUUCCUCAAGUGCACACUUGUAUUAUUACUCGCUCGUCGUCGGUGUCCAGGUCAGGUCUUUUUGCACAGGAGUUAAUUCUUGGUAAAGCUGUGAGUCAUUUGCUUGGAAAUAAUUUGCCUCAAGUACUACCUCCCUCGAUGACCCUUCAGAAAAACGCUCUGACAAUAGCCGCUAUUUACUUUGCUUUACACUCUUAAUGACAUAUGCAUACAAGAUAGGGUGGUGAACAUGUUGUCCCCCUUCAUUAUAUUCCUCACUAUGCUCCACAAUUAUUACUUGUUCAAUUUCACACACAAUAGAUGAGAAAACCCCCUUAAACUACACACACAGUUCAAACCACUUCAUAUUUUUUGAACAGUCCUUAAAAUCGCCGAUCCUUCACAACAAAGGAAGUUCGGCUCACCUGAUAGCACGCAUGACACACACACACACACACACACACACACACACACACACACACACACACACACACACACACACACACACACACACACACACACACACACGCGCGCACACAGUGCGCGCGCACAAAGUGCAUGCGCAGGCCAUGACAAACUGACUUUCUUGUUCUGCUCAUGCAUUCCUGCCUUACAUGAUUGCAGUGGGUGUGGUAGGAGAGACUUUGGCUGCUGGCAGCAGGUGAAGUACAUGAAUUUUAUUGUUAUAGGUGAUUGAAGUACCUUUGGGAUGAUAUAAUUAAUGUAGCACAUGCGUUGAGGUAACCCCUUGUGUGAAGAACACGCUGUUCGGUAUAAAAAAGAGAGAAAAGACACAUUAGCGCGAAGGUCAAACGGUCAUUGAAGUAUGCUUUAUAUUUUACUCUCCCUCCUGGUCACGAGAAAAGAAUACCUUGCUAGAGACGACGUUUUGAUAUAAUGUCUCAACAUGUUUACAUUAUACACUGAUUUUUUUUGUUAUAUUUAAUCUUAAUAUAUUGACAUGUCUUAUGAGAAGUACAGAAGAAUAAAAACGACAUCAAAUGAAGAUUAUGGUUGUACUUUCAUUGAGAAAUAACUGACAUUCUCUGCUGUGGUAUAAAAACAUGCACUGGGAGAGUUAAGAGAGUGUACAGUAUUUAACAAAGAAACUGUCAUUAUGUAUGGUUGAUCGAUCUAUAGUCUUUUAAAAAGGAAAACAAAAUAAAACAACUUAUUUAUGAACCUGUUGGAUUUCGAUGUGUGAUUUUUUUUUUUCUCCUCCAAGUGUGAUUCAGCUGUAUGGCCUGUUCCAUCAUCGCCCACAUGCUGUGCCUUUCAGUGGCUGGCCACACUCCAGGUACACCACAGAGUCUUAAACAGACACAGGCAGGUUACCUUCCGCUUCCUGGUCACAGCUAGGUGCUUUACAGCUGCUGGAGCCACGGCUCAAAUAGCAGCUGGCAUAAUGUCCAGGUUAAGUGUUUUACAAUGCUGGGGAGUGCCUUUUAUUCUUGACUUUUGUCCGUGCGGUUCCACAUGAAUAUCAACAGGGAUGGGUUCAGUGCAGUUAGACUGAGUUAAAGGGAAGAGUUUGAAAUGUAGAAUGUACUUUUACGUCACAACGUUGCCAUGGUGGUGUUGCGCCCAUUUUGCGCUUUCUUAACAAAGGCAGUGACCAUUUCUGUAGGUAUGGUGCGCUGAUAAUAUUGGAUUGUGUCUCUGAAUAGAACAAAAGCAACAGUGUCAUCUAUGUAGGCCAAGCCUUUAACCUGCUUCAGUCUUGACUUAGCCAACAGCUGACAUAAUGGGUCGUGAACAUGGCUUCCUGUUUUAUUAUCAGCCCAAUUUGCAUUACAAAUUGUUGCUUGUGAGGUAAGUAGGUCAUGUUAUUAUAUUGAGAGUAACAUAUACAGAUAUUAAAGUUGUUGAAUGUAAAUGCUUCAUAUAAAUAAAAGGCACAUCAUCCUCUUCAUAUUGAUUUUUGAACUUCUGGCGAGUCAUAUUUAAAGCUAUGUGAUUUGUAACAGAUUAAUGUGAUUGGGACCUAUAAACUGUGAUUUAUGAGCUAUGGAUUGUAACUAUGCUUGUAGUAAUGAGAACUAAAUGUAAUAGUUUUUAACCAUUUCUUCACAGAAUUCUAGUUUGCCAUUUGCGCUUUCAGAUUUUACCAAUUUUAGCAACAACUCUGAUAAGUAUAAGUUUAACUUCAAAAUAGAUCUGAAACCCUAAUCCUGAAACAUUUUAUGAUGAGCUAAAUUUCAUUAUCAGUUGGGCGUCUUGGUUGUUGCAUUAUUAAUUGUUAUAUGACCUCUGCUGAUUAAUCUGAAUGGACUGAGCAAAGAGGAAUUAUUCCCUUCCUUUUGCCUUCAAGUUUUGGCUCUCUAUAACACGAGUAGUAGGCCUAAAUCGUACAAUAAAACACAACACAACAAAUACAAACAUUAAUUUCCAUACCAUAACAGAU